CUGGAAAAUGUCGUUUCCACUGCCUCAAAGAAUGUCCCCUAGACUUUAGGUCUCAUUUCACACAUGGUGAAGCAGAAGCCCAAAGGGAGAAGUUAGUUCCCCAAGGCCAGGCAGAGUUCAAAGCGAACCAGAGUUUUGAUUUUGAGUCCAGUCAUCUCAGUGGAACACAAGGGGUUGUUAAAUAAUCAUCCAGCACGUUCAGUCAGACUUCUCUAGGAUCAGUCCUACCACAGGACAUUUGUGAGGGCAGGAGACACGUUUGCAAUGUGCUUCCGGUUUAAGCGUCUCUGUGCAGGCCUCUCGGCCUCAAGCGUUACCUUCCGCCUGGCUUCGUAGAAAGGAGUGGAUGUCCGUCCGGGAGAGUGUCUGGAAUUCAGUUCCGACCUCCUGUAAAAACACCCUCCAGGAACACUUAAACUUCCAAGCGCUGGGAGGCACCACAACACCACUUUAUCUAAAGGAGCGCAGGACGUCACCGACCGGAAGUCUUCUUGCCCCCAACAAAGAGGGCGCCCGGUCCGGUGAGCCAAUCAGAGCGCUCUAUGCAAGAUGGGCCUUUUACCAUCGCUGCCAGAUAGUCGUCGCCAAGAAAGCUGACGUAGCCAAUCAGCGCGGCCCUAAGUCGGCGUGCGUCUGGCGUCAGACGGGGGGGUGGAGCCAAGUUGGAAUUUUGGCGGGUCUGGCUGUAGGUCUGGAAGGGGUGCCGAGUAGGAUUCGACAUUCCUGCCAUCUCCUGGGCACUGCAUUCUCCUUUGAAGUUCUCUAUCACAACUGUUCUCUUGACAGCAUGGAUGGGGAGGAAGAUGAUUUGUCUCUGCUGACUGCAUUGCUGGAGGAGAAUGAGUUAGCCCUGGACGGUAAUUCAGAAGAGAGUCACCGCUUGACCCAGGAAAAUCGUGAACCUGAUGCAUUUGAUGAGCUCUUUGAUGCAGAUGAUGACGGUGAAUCUUACUCAGAGGAGCCUGCUGAUGGAGAAGUGGGAGAGACUGAGGACCGAAAGGAAAAUCUGGCCACUCUCUUUGGAGAUAUGGGGGACUUAACAGAUGAAGAAGAAGUUCCCACACCGCAGUCAACUAAAAACAGUGUCCCCACUGCUCCUGCUCCAAGUCAAGGGAAAAGUAAUCAAGAGUUGCAAGAUGAAUUAAAGAAGUUGCAAGAGCAGAUGAAAUCCUUACAAGAACAGCUAAAAAUAGCAACAAUUACACAGCCUGCAAGUCCAGCCCUUCUGCAUAAAUCUCCUGCUAAGUCCCCACGUCCCCCUCUAAAGGAGAAGAAAGUUCAGAGAAUUCAGGAGUCAACGUGCUUCGCUGCAGAGCUUGAUGUCCCUGCUCUACCGAAAACCAAGCGGAUGGCUCGGACUCCGAAGGUUUCACCUGCAGAGCCCAAAAGUUCGUCUUCAGGGACCACAAGUACACUUUCCCAACCACUCCGAACUACUCCUGGAAACAAACCUAGUGGGUUGACCAGAGGUCACAGCGCAGGGACCCCCAGGAGUUCUGGAGAACCACAGACCGUGAUCUCUGUGGAAGCCUCCUCGGGCCUGAGACUCAGGCGGCCUCGAGUGUCCUUCGCAGAGAUGAACAAGAAAAUGAUUGGCCGAAAACUGAUCAGACUUUCUCAGCUCAAGGAAAAGAUGGCAAGUGAGAAGCUGGAAGAAAUAGACUGGGUGACUUUUGGGGUUAUAUUGAAGAAAAUCACUCCACAGAGUUGUAAUAGUGGGAAAACAUUUAGUAUCUGGCGACUGAAUGAUCUCCGUGACCUGACGCGGUACGUGUCGUUGUUCUUGUUUGGAGAAGUUCACAAACAACUCUGGAAGACUGAACAGGGUACUGUCAUAGGGUUGCUCAACGCGAACCCCAUGAAGCCCAGGGAUGGUUCUGAGGAGGUGUGUUUGUCUGUUGAUCAUCCUCAGAAGAUCUUAAUCAUGGGUGAAGCUCUUGACCUGGGAACCUGUAAAGCAAAGAAGAAGAAUGGACAGCCGUGUACACAGACUGUUAAUUUGAACGACUGUGAGUACUGCCAGUACCACAUCCAGACCCAGUACAAGAAGCUCAGCGCCAGGCGAGCUGAACUGCAGUCAACCUUCUCCGGAGGACGAAUUCCAAAGAAGUUUGCCCGCAAAGGCACCGGCCUGAGAGAACGGCUGUGUCAGGAUGGUUUUUACUACGGAGGAGUUUCUUCUGCGUCGUACGCGGCCUCCAUUGCAGCUGCUGUUGCUCCUAAAAAGAAGAUUCAAACCACUCUGACUAAUAUGGUCGUCAAGGGGACAGACUUGAUCAUUCAGGAGGCCCAACAAAAGCUUGGAAUACAUCAGAAAAGCUUGUCUUGCUCUGAGGAAUUCAGGGAACUGAUGGACUUGCCUACAUUUGGAGCCAGAAACUUGAAACAACAUUUAGCCAAAGCCAGGUCAUCAGAGCUGACGGGGAGCCUGAAACCCGCUUUCCAGUCUGUCUCGGCGUCAGCCCUCUUGAAGCAGCAGAAACAGCACAUGCUGGAGAUGAGGAAAAAGAGAUCAGAAGAAAUACAGAAACGAUUUCUCCAAAGCUCAAGUGGGGUCGAAAGCCUGGCUGUGCCACCCACUUCUCAACGGGCCCCUUCUCGGUCUCCACAAAUGGGGGCUGAGUUCCCCAGCCUGGAAGGAACACCAGCCACACCGAUGCCCAAGCUUGGGCGAGGCAUCUCAGAAGGAGAUGAUGUUCUAUUUUUUGAUGAGUCCCCGCCACCAAGACCAAAACUGAGUGCUUUAGCAGAAGCCAAAAAGUUAGCUGCUAUAACCAAAUUAAGGGCAAAAGGUCAGAUUCUUACAAAAACAGAUCCCAACGGCAUUAAAAAGAAGCAGAAGGACCCCCAGGAUGUCCUGGAAGUGAAGGAACGUGUAGAAAAGAACAACACAUUUUCUCCUCAAGAUGAGUUGGAGCCUGCCAGGAAAAAAAGAAGAGAACAACUUGCCUACCUGGAAUCUGACGAAUUUCAGAAAAUUCUGAAAGCAAAGUCGAAGCACACAGGGGUUCUAAGAGAGGCAGAGGCUGAGCUGCAGGAACGCUAUUUUGAGCCACUGGUGAAAAAAGAACAAAUGGAAGAAAAGAUGAGAAGCAUCAGAGAAGUGAAAUGUCGAGUAGUAACAUGCAAGACGUGUGCCUACACCCACUUCAAGCCUUUGGAGACCUGCGUCAGUGAGCAGCACGACUAUCACUGGCAUGACGGCCUAAAGAGGUUUUUCAAGUGUCCCUGUGGAAACAGAAGCAUCUCCCUUGACAGGCUCCCCAAAAAGCACUGCAGUAAUUGUGGCCUCUUCAAAUGGGAACGAGAUGGAAUGCUAAAGGAAAAAACAGGCCCAAAGAUAGGAGGCGAAACCCUGUUACCAAGAGGAGAAGAACAUGCCAAAUUUCUGAAUAGCCUUAAAUAGCCCUAACUUCAAACAGACCCAGCUCAGCUGUCUAUAUGAGCCGCUUCAACACCCGCCUGUCAUCGCUCCCCUGAAUUCCUCCCAGCCUGUGACCAGCCCAUCAUCUAGCACCUUCACAGAGACUACAGACACUUCCUCUUUGUUCCAUGCUGGUAUCGUGGCUCUCCAGCCAAGAAGUGCCUGGAGGGCAGGGUCUGCCAUAUCUGUGCAGGGACAGGGGUAUUACUGAUAACCUGGGCCUGGAGUUGUUCAAUUCUCUGAACGAAGACUCUCUCUCUCUCUCUCUCUCUCUCUCUCUCUCUCUCUGGAUAUGAAACACAGAGCAGCUUUCUGGUCUCAGCAUGGGCUAUCUAGGAAAACGGAAGGGAAAGGAUACAUUGGCAAGGCCCAUGGAAGAACAUACAGGUGAGGUCUGUGGGAUAAGAAGCAUGAGCCAAGCUGCUCAGGGUCCCUGUCUGUCCAGGAAUCUGGUGAAUGUAUGGCUUAUAUUCUGAGUUCUCCGCAAUUCUGGGCGGCUCGGCAUGGCUUAAGGCAGACCCAGGGAGGAAAGGAACUGAGUCACCUCAGGAAGCCCACGCAGGGGCGAACCGUGCCAGAAGGAGACAGGCACACAGACCCCAGUCUUGCCAUCCUCGUGGGGAUGGCUUUGAAGCAAGCCUCUAUGGGUGCUCUGCUAGGCUAAGCCGUAUAUGACAGGCCUGGGAAACCAAAAGGACUGGAAAAGGACAGAUAAGAACCCUGGCCUUCUUCCUCCUAGUAGACGUCAAAAUGUAUCUUACUUGGAGAAAGAAAGCAUUGUCCUAUGUGAUGUCCCAGUUCCACCCCAGCCCUGGGGAAUGUAUUAGGAUGUAGCUUCCCUAAAGUUUGGAAAACACUCGCACUACAAGAUGCAAGGAUCCCAGGGUCAAAUAAGUUUGGGAACUACCAGACUAUCUCCCUCCUCUCCACCAGAUUCACAAUGCAGGAGCAUAUUAAAGGCUCUGACAAGUCCUACAGCUGGAAAACUGCUGCAUCCCUCCAAACUUAGUCGACCAUAUCAUCUUUAUUCAUGGAGCACCUGUUAACAUCCAGGACCUAUUUUGGGAAGAUCUGAAUUGGUUACUUUAUGGCAAGAGAGUCCAUAGUUAGAAUGUUAUUUGUCAAUAAUCCAAUUCCAUUUCCAAGAAAAAACAUAAUUUGGGGCACUUGGCUGGCUUAGUCUGUAGAGCAGGUGACUCUCGAUCUCAAGGUUGUGAGUUCAGGCCAUACACUGGGUAUAGAAAUUACUUAAAGAUAAAAUCUUUUUUUUAAAAAAGUCAUAAUUUCAUAAGUAUUACAUAUUUGGAACACUGUCCUCAAACAGUACAUUAGCCAAUUGGCAGAUUAUUAACUGGAAACAGUUUUGUUUUGUAUUGUGUUGUUUUAAUGACAGCAUAAUAAGUUGUGAGCACCAAAGUCAUUGAUACAGACAAAGAAUGGUCUAUGAAAGAGAGUGGUCGGGAUAGACAGGAAAGCUUUCGACAAAGCUCCAGUGUAGAGGAAGCUGCAAGUUUUGGAAGGAUGAACACAAACCAGGAGAAGCAUCCUAAACGGGUUAUUGGUCUUACCUUUUGAUAAAGCAAAAAAAAUCCAACAAAGGAAGGACAAAUAUACAUAUGGGCACACAAAAGAAGGAAAGUCAUGCCCUUCCUAUGUCCGACUUUGGGCCAAAUUGGAAAGAUUCUGAAUUUGGGGUCAUCUGUUCUGACCAGAGAGAAUGUCAGGGGAAAAUGACGUCUGGUCCUAUGACCUGGGCAGACUCCGAUUAACAUCCUUUUGAAAAACAGCCCCUUAGGGCAUGGAAACUCAAAAAUCAUUGUUCAUUUGUAUAUAGCCAAAGCCUCAGGCAUAUAACGAGUCUGUCCUAGAAACAGCAGCCCUUUUGCAUGCACACUAUGUUUUCAUGUCAUCAGUUCCCCAGACAUCUCUGGGAACUCAAGGCAAGUAGCAAGCUGCGGCCAUUGUUGCCAGGGCAGGAUCCUGCCCCAGCUCUCUGCUGCUGCUGGACAGUCCCCAAGGAAGGCUGACAUCCUUCUACCUAGCUCAGUUCAGCUCAUAUUUUGUUUUGAUUUGUUUCUUGUUUUCACUGAGGUUAAAACAAGGCAAGUAGCUUCUCUAAGAUCUUACAGUGUCAUAACAGCAUGAAUUGUCAGUGUGGGUGAAAUUAUUAACAUUAAAAAAGAAAAGAAGUCCCCCUGCCCCAAAUCUUUGCCACUUGCACUUUUUUGGCACAGCUGAUUCCAGGAAGAGCAGAUAGUGAUGGACAGGUAGAGAAGCAGCCUGGUGCUUGAGGCUCUCAUCCUUAUAGAGAUAGCUGAGGACCGCAGCGCCUGGGUGGGUCAAUCAGUUAAGUAUCCAACGUCAGCUCAGGUCAUGAUCUCGUAGUUCCUGAGUUCGAGCCCCGUGUCGGGCUCUGUGCUGACAGCUCGGAGCCUGGAGCCUGCUUCGGAUUCUAACUCCUUCUCUCUCUGCCUCUCCCCCACUCAAGAUCUGUCUUCCUGUCUCAAAAAUAAAUAUUUUAAAAAAUUUUAAAAAAAAUGAAAUCUACGUUAAAAAAAAUUAGCUGGGAACCGAGAGAAGCAGAGACCGGCUAUCAUGUGGCGCAAAGAGGGUAGGGACACAAUUCUCCAAGCAUAGGAAUAGCUGUUCAAGGAUAAGAUGAGAGGGAGCCAAUGUAUGGUUGGGUGUGGGUGUGUGUUGUGCCAGAACCAGAAUUAGUACAUUUGAUUCUCAGUACAACCCUCAACCCUGUGGCGGGGCAGUUAUCCCCAUUUCAGAGAUAACCUUUACGACUCAAAUUCUAGAGUGUGAUGAGCCAGCAAUGUAUAUGCAUUCCAGUUCUCUAAAUCUUCACCAACAUCUGAUGACGUUACUGUUUUUAAUUUAGCUGAAUGAGUGUUAAUAAAGUCAUAUUACGCUA
Messenger RNA from Acinonyx jubatus (cheetah), 6344 nucleotides. It is a transcript of the gene MCM10, whose product is annotated as minichromosome maintenance 10 replication initiation factor. The record is from RefSeq and is a predicted model, not a curated record. The coding region runs from base 347 to 3406 and encodes 1019 amino acids. NCBI's taxonomy places the organism in Eukaryota, Metazoa, Chordata, Mammalia, Carnivora, Felidae. Gene Ontology annotation, molecular function: single-stranded DNA binding; DNA replication origin binding. Gene Ontology annotation, cellular component: replication fork protection complex; nucleus. Gene Ontology annotation, biological process: DNA replication; DNA replication initiation. The transcript is spliced from 21 exons.